Messenger RNA from Zeugodacus cucurbitae (melon fly), 1196 nucleotides. Its product is annotated as aquaporin-like. Gene Ontology annotation, cellular component: plasma membrane. The coding region runs from base 206 to 961 and encodes 251 amino acids. NCBI's taxonomy places the organism in Eukaryota, Metazoa, Arthropoda, Insecta, Diptera, Tephritidae. Gene Ontology annotation, biological process: transmembrane transport. The transcript has a single exon. Gene Ontology annotation, molecular function: water channel activity. The record is from RefSeq and is a predicted model, not a curated record.
AAAAUUAAAAAGUCCUGGCAUCAUUUAAUUUGCUUUCACGUUUUUUCGGUUUUGUCUGACAGCGAAGAAAAAACAGAACACAUUGAGGGAUCGAAUAUUCGAACAUUUUCCGAUUUCCCUAACGAUAUUUACAAACGUUUUCAAAUAAUUGCUUUUCAACAAAUAUCAUACAUUUAACUGAGAGCCAUACAUAUCGCAAGCGGCAAUGAUGAAUUGGGAACGUUUUUUUGGUGCCUCCGACUGGAAUGUGGAUUUUAUACGGGCCCUGUUUGCAGAAUUCCUAGGUACCUUCUUCUUCGUCUUAAUCGGCAUCUUGUGCACCUUGUUCAAACCGAGCGAUACGGAGUGGCCUUAUGCCUCGCCUGUGCAAGUGGCAUUCGCUUUGGGUUGUACCGCAUUUUCAGUGUCGCACUCGCUUGGGCCUAUUAGCGGUGCACACAUUAGCCCAACUGUGAGUCUUGGUAUGUUCUUAGUGUGCGGCAUGAGUUUGCUCUGUUUUAUUGGAUAUGUAAUUGCUCAAACGCUCGGUGGAUUGGCGGCAACUGCAGUUAUUUUAUCGGUGAUUGAUAAGGAGAUGUAUCAGGACAAUCGUCCUUUAAGGGCAUCGAUGAGUAGCUCGCUGUUGGAACUCUGCAUCGUCGAAUGUUUAGCAGCAUUCAUUUGGAUAAUCGUCGCAAUCGUAGCUAUGGAACGGCGAAAUGAAGAUGCAUUUGGCAAUGGCUCAUUUACUAUUGGUUUCACUGUAUUGUGCUCCUACUUAAUCGCUCUUCUACUAACCGGUGGCGGCGUUAAUCCUGUGCGGUCCUUGAGUGCAUCCAUUAUUGUCAAUGAGUGGGAUUAUCACUACUGUUACUGGAUAGGUUCGAUUACCGGCGCAUGCCUAGCCGCCUUGAUAUAUUACUGCUGUUCGGGAGUUCUCCGCAACAGACGCGUUUAUCGAAUAACUGGCUUCCCUACAUAAAAGCGUUGGCGAAACGCUUUUUACCGCUCAGCGUUAACGUCGAUGCGAUUGUAUAGAGAUUAUUGUAUAGAGAAAUUAACUUCUUAACACGCUGUCAAAAUAUAAUUUUUCAACUGCUUAGCGUCGCCGUCGCGUUAUUUCGGUAUGCGCCAUACAAAUUGCCGUUUUUAUUAAGGGAAGGCAAUAACCUAAACCGAUUCGGUCAAAACAGUGUGAUUGAAAAAUAAACCAUAUU